Lolium perenne is the source of this 1237-nucleotide messenger RNA. NCBI's taxonomy places the organism in Eukaryota, Viridiplantae, Streptophyta, Magnoliopsida, Poales, Poaceae. The record is from RefSeq and is a predicted model, not a curated record.
AUGGGCUUCGUCCCUCACGCGGUGGGGGCUCUCCUGGCGGCGGCGGCGUGCAUCUUCGGCGGCUCCGGCAUCGAGCUGGCGCGGGUGUGCGGCGACGUGGACGUCUCCACGGUGGUGGAGCAGCUUCCUACGCGAUGGAUCACCCUACUGGCGGCGGAUCUUCGGAUCGCCGAUGCUGCUAGUCCCUCCGCCGGCCGCGUGUGGGCGCUGCCCCGCGGGCCGCACGUCGCCGGCUCCUUCCGCGAUGCUGAGCUCGCCGAUGUGCUCCCCGCCGCCUCCCUCCGCUCGGCCGUGUCCGGGGCGCUGCUCCGGCGGCCGCACCUCGCCACCUCCUUCCGCGACCUCGACGCCGAGCUCGCCGACGUGCUCCCCGUCGCCGCCCUCCGCCUCUCGCACGACCUGGCCGGACACCUCGAGCUCCUCCGUGCCCAUUGCCGCCAACGUGCGGCCGCCCAGUACCACGACCCCGACGAGGCCGCGCUCCACGACCGCCACCUCGCCUCUCUCUACCAGUUCGAGUUCGAGCUCGAGCACCCGCCCGACCCCACCCCCGCUCAAGUCGCUCCUCUCCAGCAUCGUUGGACGGACGAGCCGACGGAGCUGCUGGCGGAGGCUGAUGCGGACGCGGAAGACUCGCCUGUUGGAAUGCGCCUCUGCCCGGACGCGCCGCUGUCGUGCACCUGGUGGUGGUGCAGGUUGAUGCAGUUCGUCAGGUUGAUGCAGUUGGUCAGGUGCGCGUGGUGGUGGUGCCGCUGCCGUGCGCGUGGUGGUGGUGCACUUGUGCAGAUUGUUGCCUAAAUCUCAACUACUCCUGCUCGCAAGUACUAUGUAUUAUUCACAGCAGCUUUCUUUAUCUCUUACUCCCUGCACCUGUCAGCAUGUGACGUUGCCAGCAGCAUAUCUAGAUGCACCGACGAGCAAGCGACCUACAGCGACGGCGACCACGCUCGAUCGAUCGAGGCAGCAGCUACGACCUACAGCGUGACAGUGACGACUAGUGCGGGAGAGAGGAGGAGCCAGCUGCUGGUCUGCUCAAUCGAGGCUCAAAGCGACGGCGACACGGAAUGACGAGCGGCGCGGUGCGGGAGAGAUGAGGAGAACGGCGACCAUGCUCAAAGCAAGGGGAUUUGACCGGACCACUGUCCACUUGGACCAAAACCGCCCGCAAAACAGCCAAUCCGAUGCUAGGGGGGUUAUUUGUGUGGUAUGUGAUACUUAAGGGGGUCAUCUGUCCCAG